Messenger RNA from Bombina bombina (fire-bellied toad), 873 nucleotides. It is a transcript of the gene SELENOM, whose product is annotated as selenoprotein M. Lineage: Eukaryota; Metazoa; Chordata; Amphibia; Anura; Bombinatoridae. Gene Ontology annotation, cellular component: endoplasmic reticulum lumen. The record is from RefSeq and is a predicted model, not a curated record. Gene Ontology annotation, molecular function: oxidoreductase activity. The transcript has 5 exons.
GCCUUCAUUUCCUCCUUACUUUUAAUCUCACCAGCGGUUUGUACAGAUGUGGCUGCCUCUACUGCUGCUGGGCCUAUUGCAGCCCGUCCUGGGCUACCAGAUUGACCACAAGAAGCUGGAGAGGAUCGCACGUGGGAAAGUAGAGACAUGUGGAGGAUGACAGCUCAACAGGCUGAGAGAGGUGAAGGCCUUCGUAAUGGAGGAUAUCCCUCUUUACCACAACCUUGAAAUGAAGCAUGUCCCUGGUGCAGAUCCUGAGCUUGUUCUAAUUGCCUCCCCUUAUGAAGAACUUGAGCGGAUCCCACUCAGUGACAUGAAGAGAGAUGAAAUUAACCAGUUUGUAAAGGAUCUAGGUUUUUACAAGAAGGAAAGUCCAGAUGCCCCAGUUCCUCCGGAAUUUCAAAUGGCACCAGCAAAAGCCCCUGUGCAAGAAGCCCAGAAUGGUGAAGAUGGUCAAACUAACAAACAAGAUGAAACAAAGGAAGACUUAUAAGGGUAGUGAUAGAAUCAGCUCCAAGGUAGCAAGCUCGUAAAAAAAAAGUUGGUGGAGGGAAAACUUUUAAAAUACUCCAGUAAUGCAGUGUGCUGAAUCCUGAUCAGCAGUCCUGCUGGCAUUGUAUUUAUUUUAAACGUUGAAGCUAAAGAAUACAGCUAUAGCUUAAGUGUCUCUUUGUAGGAAUAGCACAGGAACCUAUGUAUCUAACAUCAAAGGACAUGAAUGAAGUUCUCAGCUGAAAGUUACUAGUUGAGAAUUGAUGUUAUCAGUCCUGAAGAUGAAGGAACGUUUAGUUCCUGCACUGAUCAUGCAAGUUUGUUUUUUACACAAAUGUGAUUUACGAUAUAUUUAAAUAAAUAUCUAUUUGAUUUUAAAAA